UGAGAAGUUCCCUGGGGACUUUGAAUCAGCAGCUUCUAUGUAAACUUGAUCGAAAGCGCUAGAGGAUGCACGAAUUGUAAUUCCAGUCCGUUGAAUGUAGCGUGGAUGGGCUGUAAAAAUUCCCGCCGGACGACAAAUAUCAGAAAGAGGAUAUGUUUAUGUGUUUCCUACCUUAAGAGCAAAUAUGGGGUAUUUCGGAGACUGGAGUAUGAACAUCCAAACGGGUAAAGCGCUGUACCUGGCUGCCUUAGGCACCAAGCUCGCCAAGCCCGACAUCAAAAGUUCGAGCGGAAGAUAACCCAGGAAGUUAUUGCUGGUGGAAAUCGGCCUCACAACCUAGCACAACACAAUAUGAUUGCCCGGCAACUGUGUAUGCGGCAGAGCCGCCAGCUUCAUGCCUUCAACCGCCAGGCUCGGACGCUGAACUCGCUCAACCGAUUCUACUCAACUGGACCACCAGUCGACACCACACUUCAGACCCGUAUCCGGGAGCGUUCUGCCGAGAUCGAGUCCCGCUAUCAAAAUGAUGCCGCUCCUGAGAGAAUCUCAAGGAGGCGUGCCGAACAGUUGGCUUGGAAGGCGCGAGGCGAACGAAGAUACAAAUUCCAAGACCUUGGCAGCAGCGUGACAGACGCCUACAGACCAGAGGAGAUCAUCCGAAACCCUCCUAAGCCUUCCGACGUUACCCUCGAACUGCUCCUCGCUUCUCAGACACACCUCGGACACUCAACGUCCCGCUGGAACCCCCAGAACUCGCGCUAUAUCUUCGGUAUUCGAGACGGCAUCCAUGUCAUCUCCCUGGACGUGACCGCGGCGUACCUGCGUCGUGCGGCCAAGGUGGUAGAGGAAGUCGCAGCCCGCGGCGGAUUGAUCCUCUUCGUCGGUACACGGAAGGGUCAAAAGAGAUACGUGGUCCGCGCCGCCGAACUGGCCAAGGGCUACCACAUCUUCGAGCGAUGGAUUCCCGGCAGUUUGACCAACGGACAGCAGAUCCUGGGCCACUGCGAGACUAAGGUCGUGAAUGCUAUGGAUGACGAAAUCCCCAAGUACAGGGAAGCCUUGGCCGACCGUUCGGUCCUCAAACCUGACCUGGUGGUCUGCCUCAACCCUCUCGAGAACGUCGUCUUGCUCCACGAGUGUGGCCUCAAUAACGUCCCCACCAUCGGUGUCAUUGACACGGAUGCUGAUCCUACCCGCGUCACAUACCCCAUCCCCUCCAAUGACGACAGCAUGCGUGCCAUCGGUGUCAUUGCCGGUGUCCUGGGACGGGCAGGAGAAGCCGGUCAACAAAGGAGACUGGAGAACGCAAAGAACGGAGUCCUAACCUACCCACCCGUCGCUCCUGAAGACCUCCUCUCCGAAGAGCGUCUGGCCGAGCUCGCCCAAAUCGAAGCUGGAAACGCUGCUGCCAACGCUGAGGCCGCCGAACUUGCCAACAAGCUUGACGAGGCCGUGCAGUCCACCGAAACCGAACAGGCCUCGACCCCCAAGGAAGCCGAGCAGCCUACCGAACCCCAACCCGAGCCCCAGGCCCAGGUCCCAGAAACCGAGAAGCCCGCCGAACCUCAACCAGAACAGCCUAAGACGCAGGCCCAGGCCCCGGAAACCCCCGUUAAGGACCAGUAAUGAAGAGCAUUUCGUUGGCGUUGCUCUCUUCCUGUCUUGAUUUCUUUUUCCAACCUUAUCUCUCUCUGCUUACGUGUGAGCCUUGAAGCAAACUUAUGGGACUGUAACUGUAUAGAACAUUGUAAAUUCCUUGAUUCGCCUGGUGUUAUAACAAACAUGUAUUACCAAUAUGACGCAUUUUGUGCCUCUUUUCUCG
This is a messenger RNA of Aspergillus pseudonomiae, 1822 nucleotides long. RefSeq names its product mitochondrial 37S ribosomal protein uS2m. Lineage: Eukaryota; Fungi; Ascomycota; Eurotiomycetes; Eurotiales; Aspergillaceae. Gene Ontology annotation, molecular function: structural constituent of ribosome. Gene Ontology annotation, cellular component: ribosome; mitochondrial small ribosomal subunit. The coding region runs from base 352 to 1626 and encodes 424 amino acids. Gene Ontology annotation, biological process: translation. The transcript has 3 exons. The record is from RefSeq and is a predicted model, not a curated record.